Messenger RNA from Cajanus cajan (pigeon pea), 1017 nucleotides. NCBI's taxonomy places the organism in Eukaryota, Viridiplantae, Streptophyta, Magnoliopsida, Fabales, Fabaceae. The record is from RefSeq and is a predicted model, not a curated record.
AUGGGGACUCGCAUACACAAACGUACAAAACCAGGGUGGAGACCCAUUAAGAAUCUUGAGAUGAAUAAUUUUAAAGAGGAGUCUUUAGGCAUAGCCCAACUUUCAGGUCAAAAUCUUGCUACAACAUCCAUCUCAGUAAAUAUCAGAAAACAGGUCUCUGAUCUUGUCAUGGCUAUCAGUGACAAGGGCAUUUCCCAGCCCCUUGUGUGGAUCGUUGGAUCAAUUGCCUUGGUCCCAAUGCUUUCAGGCUCUAUAUUUUGCUAUCAGACACAAUGUCUAAAUCUUGAUCCUACAGUAAUCGGGUGGUCUCGAGUGAUUGGCCAGUUUGUACUUCUUUCAGGAACUGUGCUUUAUAACCAAUAUUGGAAAAAAAUUCCAAUGAGAAAGCUGAUAGGCAUGGUGCAGAUUCUGUAUGCUUCAUCUCUACUUCUUGAUCUCAUUCUAGUUAGACAAAUAAAUCUCAAAUGGGGAAUUCCCAAUGAGGUGUUUGCUCUUUGCUUUUCUGGUUUAGCCGAAGUUGUGGCUCAGUUUAAGCUCCUUCCUUUCUCAGUUUUAUUUGCAAAAUUAUGUCCAAAGGGUUGUGAAGGAUCUCUCACAGCUUUCCUUGCAUCAGCUUUGUGUCUAUCAUCAAUAGCUAGUGCUUUUUUUGGGGUUGGAUUGGCCUCUUGCCUUGGUAUUACAUCCGGUGAUUACUCGGGUUUAACGGCAGGGAUUCUUGUGCAGUUCCUUGCAGCUUUAGUACCAUUAAGAUGGAUUCACUCUUUACCCAUGUCACAACCGGGUGAGAAGAGAAAGAAAAGAAGUAUGAGUAGAAGAACACGUAGAAACAGAAGAGUUGGAAAAGUUGUACUUGGUUCUGUUAAUGUCUACAGGCGUGAGAGAGAAUGAGAAUAACAGGUGAAAUUAAAAUGCUCCUACCUACGAAGCUUCAAUGAUUAUCCAAGGAUGAGUGGUACUUGAGAUCUGUGGUUUUCACCAUGAUUCUCUUGAAGAUGAUUUUGUCAUGAUAAGAUGAAU